Molecule: messenger RNA, 738 nt
Organism: Ricinus communis (castor bean)
Lineage: Eukaryota; Viridiplantae; Streptophyta; Magnoliopsida; Malpighiales; Euphorbiaceae
Exons: 2
Coding region: 1-738 (245 amino acids)
Molecular function (GO): catalytic activity
Source: RefSeq, a predicted model, not a curated record
AUGGGGGUCCGGCUCUAUGAGCUCCUGGGCAAAGCGAUUUAUGCCAGCCCUGUUGAAGCUUUGAAAGAUAAAUUAUGGGUGAAGGAGGCAGAUCAAAUUGAUAAGCCUUGGCUGCUUGCGGGUGAUUUCAACACUUAUAAAUCCCUGGACGAUAAAUGGGGAGGCUCAAGCAAUGUCAUGAGGAAAUGCGCUAAAUUUGCUAGAUGGAUUGAUGAUUGCGGGUUGAUAGAUUUGGGAUUCACAGGCCCGAAAUUCACAUGGUGGAAGGAAGUUGGUGGAAAGCCAUAUAUGAAGGUGCGGUUGGAUAGAGCCUUGGCUAAUGCUGAAUGGCGUCACUUGUACCCGGAGGCAUCUGUGAGACACUUACCGAGGGUAUACUCGGAUCACUGCCUAAUCCUAAUCGACACAAAUGGAUCCCGACCUCCCCCUUUUGCUUCUCAGCCGUUUCGGUUUCAAGCUGCCUGGUUUACACACAAAGAGUUUAAGGAUUUUGUUAGGGAAAACUUGAGCACUAGUGUGGUCUUAAUGGAAGCUCUUAGUCAUUUUACAGCUAAAGUAUCCGAAUGGAAUAAACAUGUAUUCGGUAACAUACAUCUCAGGAAAAAAAGGAUCCUGGCCAGACUAGAGGGAAUUCAAAAGAGUCGAGCUAGAAAUGAUUCGGGGCUUAGUAGGGUUGGAAAAGAAGCUGAAAACUUAAUUCAACGAGAUGCUUCGGAAGGAAGAGAUUUUGUGGUUUAA